This is a messenger RNA of Xyrichtys novacula (pearly razorfish), 12991 nucleotides long. Lineage: Eukaryota; Metazoa; Chordata; Actinopteri; Labriformes; Labridae. The record is from the annotation of a GenBank genome assembly.
CUGCAGUAACAUCCUUUUACUAAUCAAGUGCAACAAAUUGUAGACUUUGAUAAGAAAUGAGAAAACUAAUGAUCCGCAGUGAAAAGAUGUGAUUGCAGUAAACUAUAAGAUGCUGAUUUUUUUGCAACUAAAUUUAUUUAUUUUUUGUCCCUCUUUUCCCUCCUGAACUCCUCGAUGCUAUCUCUACUGCUGGCCCUGUUCACUGUUGGUGACUCAGCUGUAAGUUCACAAAUAAAGUAACUUAAAAAUGUUUACACUGUUACUUUUUUAAACAUAUGUAAAAACCUGACAUUAUGUUCUUAUUUGACAAACUGCAACACAUUUUCAUUGUAACACAAACCAUUUUAAAUAACAAUUAAUUUUGCCGGCUGAUUACAGUUGAAACUGCAAUGCAGUGAGAUGUGCUGGUUUUCUACAAUUAAACGAAAAAUCUCUUGUCUCUAUUUUUCCAUUUUCCUUUUUGCCAACUCUGUCCUGUCUCCAAGUGCAGACCGCUUUGUGGCGACUCGACGUAAGUUCACACAGGGAUGACACUUUCAUGAAUAAGACAGUGUGCCAUUAUUCAACACAUUAUGGACCCCUCAUCAUGUCCUAACUUAACAAUUUGUUUCCUUUGAUUAUGUAAUACUCACAGUUGGAAAUGAACAGCUUGAAUGUAAUAUGCAGUACACUUAUUUGCAUUUCAUUUCCAAUCCCUGGAAAGCAAUUUAUUACUAUUAAAUUGUGGAGUUGGAACUUUUUAACGAUGAAAAUCCAAAUAAUUACUAAUUGAAUGUGAUUCCCUCCUUUGUGCAUCUCUCAUAUUAAAAAAAACAAGCUAACUUAAUGUUCUUUAAUAUGGAAUAGACAAUCAUUAUUUAUGCAGCCAUUGAUUUAUUUUAUUAUUCAUUUAAUCCUAUGUUUAGAUAUGUGUAUAUCCUUCUAAGGUACCUUGCAUACUUCUGUUUACAGCUCAUGGAGGUGCUUGGCCUCAUUACUACUUUUUACAUUGUUGGAAUACUUAAAACACACUAAAGGAAAUUACUUUCUCCAAAAUACAUAAUAUUUUAUCAGCAGAGUAAUCCAUUGUUACUUUUGCUUACCAGGACAUGGUUAUGAACAUUAUAAAGGGAACUUAAAGUAAAGAGUCUAAAAUACACAGGGAUAAUAGAACUUUUUGUAAAAUACUUUGAGGUCCUAAAUUUAAAAAGGUGGCUCUGUGGUUGGAUUCAAGUUGGACUCACUGUAGGAUGUGGUGGAGAGAUGUACUGUGAGGAAGGUGGAGGCUAUUCAAGAGAACAUGGAUCACCCACUUCACAACACCUUGGUGGACCAAAAGGCCUAUGGUGGUGGACGGCUCUUCUCUCUUCACUGCAGGACAUAAAGAUUCAAAAGAUCUUUUGUACCCACAGCCAUCAGACUUAACAAUUCUUUUAAAAAUAGUAGAUGACUUUUUGAGUUAUGACAAAUGAGACUACAAACAAUCAAAUUUCCCUUCAGGGAAAAAAUAAAGUUCUCCUUACCUUAAAUACAUUUUUAAUAGACUUGUAUGAGCACUUUGGAUUUUUAGUUCUUAUUAAUUUGAUUGAUGGGUUAUCAAACAGGGCAAUGGUCAAUUCCAGAAUUUGACUCAACUUGGCUUUUGAUAGAUGUAUAGUUAAGGAUAGCCAUAUGGUGGGUUAAGUAAAAGCACAUAAUAAUGACAUUAGCUUUGGGUGGAUGUUGGUUCAUUUUAUUUCUUUUAUAAAAAAUGAUUCAUGUUUGUUUUCAUUGUGUCUUACAGGUAUCGUGUCCAGUCUCCCCACUCCCCUAUCUUUUUGGCCGCUCUGACUUUCCUGUCUCCUCUACCGCUCUGUCUGAUUAAAAAGCCACUCUAUCUUGUGUCCCCCUUGUCUCUAUCCCUCUGGCUAAGUUUGGUUACUCUGACUUUCCUGUCUCAUCUACCACUCUGUCUAAUUGAAAAGCCUUUGAGAAACCUUUCUGGAACAAGCCUUUGAGAAACCUUUCUGGAACAAGCCUUUGAGAAACCUUUCUGGAACAAGCCUUUGAGAAACCUUUUUGGAACAAGCCUUUGAGAAACCAUUUGAAAUUGCCAUCCUUUGAGAAACCAUUUGAAAUUGCCAUCGUCAUAAACCUUUCUGGAACAAGCCUUUGAACCUUCUGAUAAACCUUUUGAAACACAAUUUUGGAGAAACCUUUUGAAAGCCUUUUGAUAAACAGUUUUUUCAGAAACCUUUUGAUAAACCUUUUACAAUACCACUUUUGAGAAAACCUCUGAUAAACCUUUUUGUAAACCAUUUUUGAGAAUCCUUUUGAAACACCAUUUUUGAGAAACCUUUUGAAACAGUUGUACUUCUUAUACAGCCACUACUUUGAAAAAUCCCUAAUUUUGCACAAGUCUGAUUGUUGUUUUAGGUCCUCCUUUCCUGUGUGUGGAUCCAGAGUUUCAUCAGAAGUGUCAUCAGCACUACCACAUCUGCAUCCCUGAUUUUGAAAGAAAAAAAAAUUUCCAUAUAGAAUUUUUGAGUUAGAUAUUAUUUCAAGCACAAAGUUCUAAGAUUUAAAAAUUGUUGAUUUGUGUUUUUUCUGAAAACAUUUGUAUCGUCUUGUGUAGGAGUUUCUUAAAAAACAUUUGAUAAACUAUUGUGGUAUACACAUAGUUAUAAAUUGUAUUUUUUUGAGACUAUAAGAGCUGUUAAAUAACGUCCUCUUGAAGAAAUAAAGCAUUUUUGUCUUUACUGGUGCUUAUCAGUAAUUUAAUUGUUGCAUAAACACAUUGUUGUGAACGAAUAGUUACAAUGCCAAGGAAGAGUAAGAAGUCACAGGCUGCAAGCCAGCGCUGGCAGAGGGUUCAUGACAUUGAAUUUGUGAGUACUGGACAAGCAGAUUGUGUUCCUCAGAGCAAUGGAGAGGUAAAGAGGUCUGAAGUGUCUGAUGCUGUGAAACAGGGAGGUCCAAGUGCAUCGUAUCAACCACAGGCAUCUUAUGCAGACGUGAGUGAGUCACCUGCAGCAGGUCCAUCUAACUCUGGACAGGUAAACCACAGAUGUGAAAGAAAUGAUCCAGGUGCACAACAGGUAACAUAUGCUGACAUGUUGAAGAGAAAAGUUCCUCGUGUGUCAUGUAUUGCCGGUCCGUCCAACUCUCGUCAGAUGAACUACAUAGCCCAAACUGACAAGCCAUUUUCAACCCAGGUAUUGCAUGCAGACACUGUUAACCACCGUAAUUAUCAGUCUGUAGCAACCUCUUCUCAGGCAGGAAAUAUUAAUGCUGUUAAUCAGUCAGGUGAACAAAACGUCUGUGCGUCACGCAGCCAAGCGUCUCUGAAAUACGGCCAAUCCAGAAACCAGCAGUGCACCUGUAACUCACUGACAUUUCUAGCAUUCCUGUAUGAGAACGAACACAUAACCAGAGCAGAUCUGGACCGUGUUUUGGAUAAAGGUGAUGUGAUGUACAGAGAAAUCAGAAAAACUGUUGAUCACGCCCAUCUGACAACAGAUGAACUCCCUAAACAGGUUCCUGCACGCAGACACACGCAGACUGUUGACAAGUUACAGCUGUCUAGAUACGGUACGUUUGGAGAUCCGGAUCCCAGCGCUGUUGAUACCUUUCUGGACCUCGAGAUGGGACUGAGCUGCUUAUUAACAGAUGUGCAGUAUGCUUUGCUGCUAAUGACUUCGUUGUGCAUUGCAGUUUUUAGAACCAGAGAUGGCAGGUACGGUUUCUUUGACCCACAUGCUCGGACAGCUAACGGUUUGCCUCUGCUUCAGGCCACGCCUACUCCUGGUACUGCUGUCAUGGUAACAUUCACACGCCUCAGUGACAUGAUUGAAAGGCUCAUCAGGUAUCACCGCAUAUUGGGCACAGCAGCGUCAUGUACCUAUGAGCUUAAGCCAGUUGUGUUUUAUAAUGUGAACCCAAGUGAUGCUAUCCCAACCACAGGAAGUCCGUCCACAAGUCCCUCUGUCACAACCAGUGUGAUAAAUGAUGACAAAAGUGCUCCACAAAUGAACACUGAUGUCCAUGAAAACACUGAGCAUGACAUGGAAACCGAACCAGAACCACUGAUCAACUUCAGCCAAUGUUCUGUCCCAUUAACUGGUCCUGAAUCUCUCGUUCUGGAGAUGAACACUACUGUAGGUGAUGACUGUCAUGACACAUCACAGAAAGUCUCAACUUUGAUGGAAACACAAGCUCAUCAACCAGGUCCAAUCAGCAAUAAUCCUGUCACAUUAGAGGAAUCUCAGGAGACACAAUCAAAUUUGACUGAACUAUUAAUAAAUAUCCCUGUCACCAGUGACAAUGUCCUCCAUGACAUUUCUAGUGAACUGUCAAAAUUGAACAAACAGCAAAAACAGAAAUUUAAGAGGAGACAAAUGAGAUCUGAAAAGACAUCACAAAAGAAAGAGGAUAAAAACAGGAAAGAGAGAGAAAGGUAUACUAAGGAUGAGACAUAUAAGACAAAGAAAAAGUCUUAUUCAAGGAACAAAUAUUCAGACAAUCAUGAAAUACAGACAAAGAAAAGACAAAAAAUCACAACUAAAUACAGGGAAAGCGCAGACUUCAGACUAAAGCAAAAAUUAUAUAUAAAAAGAAAAUACAGAGAAAAUGUUGAAUUUACAGGCAGACAAAAAGAAUAUUUCAGGAAAAAAUAUGGAGAAAAUGUUGAUUUCAAAGGCAGACGAAAAGAAUAUUUCAGGAAGAAAUACUCAGAGGACAUUAAUUUCCGCCGAAGACAGCGAUCCUACUUCAAUCAUCGAUAUGCAAACGAUGAAACAUUCUGUCACAGACACAGACAGCUGAUGAGACAAAUAAUGCGAGACAGGUAUAAGACAAAUCUUCCAUACAGGACUAUGUAUAAAAUCAGAUGUGCAUUGAAAAUAUCAACGAAAUACAAACAGAUAAGUAAACAAAUAUGCAAGACUGUCAGAGAGAUUGAAAACCCUUUGAUUGAGAGUGCCAUAAAUAUUUUCAGAUUACACAUUAAAGCUGGUCCCACCUAUAUUUGUACGGUUUGUCACAAAGCCUCAUUUCCAAACCAAGUGCAAAAGUGCAAGAGGUCCAACUAUGUGAAAAAUCCAAUCAUGGUUUCAGCUUGUCUCAAAGGUCAGUACGUCCAUGAGUGUAAUGAUAACUGCAGAAACCAGUGCACUGUCCCUGAUGAGAGAAAGACUGAGUGGAUUUGUCACACCUGCCAUGACCAUCUGAAAAAUGGAGUCAUGCCCAAACUUGCCAUAGCAAACAACUUGGAGCUUGCUGACAUACCACCUGAGCUGUGUGACCUCAACAUACUGGAGAGACAUCUGAUAGCAAAGUGCAUAACAUUUGCAAAAAUCAUUCCUCUUCCCAAAGGCAGACAGAGAGCUAUACAUGGUAAUGUUGUAUGUGUUCCCUCUGAAGUCCAGGAAACAAUUCAGGCUCUACCCAGAUUGAGAAAUGAGUCUCAGGUGAUGAGAGUAAAACUGAAGAGACGUUUGAGUUACAGAGGUCACCAUCUGUUUCAGACUGUUACCUGGUCCAAGCUAGUGCAGGCUCUGCAUAAACUGAAAGAGAUACACCCCCAGUAUGAAGACAUCACUAUUAGAGAUGAGGAGGAGUUAUGUGACCCCACACUUCCUGAUGAUGGUGAUGAGGAUGAGGAUGAGGAUGAUGGUAAUGAUAUUACAAUGAAUGAUGACGACUAUGAUGAUGAGGAUUUGAUGGAAAUUGAUAGAAUUGAGGCUGCUGCCAUGUAUGAGGCUGAAACUAAUGUUGAAAAUGAGGAUGAAAACACAGAGCUGUGUGAUAAAAGUCAGACCCAGGACAAUGAUGAUCAGACACAACAACAGGAUGCAGAUGCAGACAUAUCUAAUGGUGGUGUUGUUUUGGAGUCAUGCCUUCAGCCACGUGAUGUUUCUGAGGAGAUACUGUGUUUCAGUGACUCCACAUACUCAGUUGCUCCAGCAGAGAGAAACAAUCCAGUCAGUUUUUUCAAAACACCCAAACUAGAGGCCAUGGCGUUUCCUGUUCAGUUUCCCACUGGUGAGAAUACACUGGAUGAAAACAGACCAAUGAAACUAUCACCCAGUAGUUAUUUUAAAGCAAGGCUCUUUGGUGUUGAUGAUCGCUUUGCCAAAGAUACCAACUACCUGUUCUUUGCACAGUUUGUGACUGAAAUACACUUGGCUACCUCCAGCAUGUCAAUACAGUUACGCAAAGGCAAACCUUUGACCAGAGACGGACGUAAAAUAACAUCCAGAAUGUUGAGAGACAAAUACGAAGUGGAGAGACUGGUGAGAAACAGAGAUGCUAUCAGAUUUAUGCAGCCGCUCAGAGGAACACCAGCCUACUGGGACAAAACUACAAAAGAUCUGUUUGCUAUGAUCAGGCAGUUGGGCAGUCCUACUUUCUUUGUCACAUUUUCUGCAGCAGAAAUGCGUUGGCCUGAGGUGAUUAUUGCAAUAAAAUUACAACAAGGUGAGGAGGUGAAUUUUGAAGAGCUCGACUGGUCCACAAAGUGUGACAUUCUGAGAAGCAAUCCUGUGACAACGAUGCGCAUGUUUGAUAAGCGUGUUGAAGCACUGUACAGAGAUCUGAUCAUGUCUCCUGCACAACCCCUGGGCAAAGUUUUUGACUUCUUUUGGCGUCUCGAGUUUCAGCACAGAGGAAGUCCUCAUAUACAUGGUCUUUUGUGGGUAGAAGGUGCACCUGUGUUUGAGAGAGACUCUGACAAAACUGUGUGUGACUUUGUGUCCAAACACAUCUCUGCUCAGCUCCCUGACCCAAACAAACAGCCUGAACUGUACAAAAAGGUCAAAGAAGUGCAAAUACACAGUAAGAACCACUCAAAGACAUGUUUCAAAAGUGCAAGUUCUGGAUGCCGAUUUGGAUUCCCAAAACCACCCUCCAGACAGACAAUGAUAACAAGACCUGUGGGUGAUGAUGAGGAGUCAGAGAGACUUAAGAGAGCCAAAGAGAAACUUGCACCACUGAAUCAGCUGCUGAAUGAGACACAAACUGAAUCCAUGAGUUUUCAACAGCUCCUGUCUGUCUGUGACUUAACCGCUGAUGAGUAUGAGAAACACAUGAAUGUGAUGAGUCAGUCCAGCAACAUCAUUCUGAAGCGUGAGCCAAAAGACUGCUGGGUAAACACCUACAACCCUCACCUGCUCAAAGCUUGGGAUGCAAACAUUGAUGUGCAGUUCAUUCUCAGCUACUACAGUCUGAUCCAUUACAUAUGUACGUACAUGUGUAAAAGUGAGAACUCUGUGAGCCAGUACCUGCAAACACUCAUUCAGAACUCCGACAGAGAAUGUGUCAAUGAAUGUGAUGAAAUGAAAGCGGUCAUGCAGGCGUAUUCCAAAAAACGAGAAGUAUCAGCACAAGAAGCUGUUGCCCGAGUGACUUCACUGAACAUGAAAAAGAGUUCACGCAGUGUGGUUUUUGUCCCAACUGAUGACAACCCAGUGAAAAUGAGUCUGCCUGUGUCAAGCCUUGACAACACAACACCAGACAGCUUGAAUGUGUGGAUGACAUCCUUAACAGACAAGUACAAAUCCAGACCUGAAACACCAGAGUUUGAAGAGAUGUGCAUGGCUGAUUUUGCUUCUACCUGCAGACUGGUGUAUGGGAAACAGACCAAGGGCAAGAAAGUGGUACCUUUGCUGAAUGAACUAGGCUUCAUACAGAGACGAGAAAGUGACAAUGCUGCUGUCAUCAGGUAUCGCCGCAUAUCGAAAGAGAAAUACCCUGAGCAGUUUUACAGCACAUUGCUUAGACUGUAUCUUCCAUACAGAUCAGACGAUGAGCUGAAAAGACCAUAUUUUCCCACGUAUGAGUCAUUCUAUGAGAGAGGUGUGGUUCAGCUGCCGUAUUCUGACCGACCCCUGAGUGUGAAACUCAUCGUGAAAAGAAACAGAGAGAGAUAUGAAAAAAACAGUGAGGAAAUUGACUCUGCUCUCGAGGACUUUGAACAGAACAGAGGUGUGGUCGAUGAAUGGUGUAAUUUGGCACCUGAAUCUGAACUGGUGAGGUUGGAGUGUAUCGAUGAACUGGAUGCCAGACAGUGUGAAAAUGUCCAAGAGGAUGUACCAGAUUACAGUAGACAAGCUAAUGCUGCUACAGAGGCUAGAGUCAUGAGAGAGCCCCCUACAAUCGAUCCCACACGGUUACGACAAAUGUAUCAGAGUCUGAACCAGAAACAGGCAUGUGUGUUCUAUGCAGUGAGAGACUGGUGCAUAAAACGAGUCUGUGGACCACAACCAGAGCAGUUUUUCUACUACAUCAAUGGUGGUGCUGGCACUGGAAAGUCACAUCUCAUUAAAUGCAUUCAUUCAGAAGCAUCAAAGAUUCUGAGAACACUACCUAGACGUGCAGAGGAAGCUGACAUCUCAAACCCGACUGUGCUGUUGACUGCUUUCACCGGAACUGCAGCCUUUAACAUCUCUGGAACAACACUGCACUCUCUCCUCAAGCUGCCCAGAAGUUUGAAACCUCCUUUUCAAGGUCUUGGGAACCAACUUGAUGAAAUCAGGUGUGAGCUUUUAAACGCUGAAAUCAUCAUCAUUGAUGAAAUCUCCAUGGUGUCAAAGCCACUUUUUGCCUAUGUGGAUAUGAGACUGAAACAGAUUAAAGGCAGCCACAGACCCUUUGGAGGAAUGUCAGUCAUUGCUGUGGGAGACUUUUACCAGCUACCGCCUGUGCGACAGUCCAAACCACUCUGUGUCUAUGAUCCAAGUGAACUUGACCUCUGGAGAGACAACUUCCAGGUGAUCACUUUAGAUGAGAUCAUGCGACAGAAGGAUGACAAAACUUUUGCCGAGAUGCUGAACAGACUCCGUGUGAAAACAAGGUCAGAUGAGCUUUCUGAAGCUGACAGAGCUCUGCUGUCACAGCGUGUCACUGAACCACAACUGUGUCCCUCUGAUGUCCUGCACAUUUUUGCUACAAACAAACAAGUCGCAGAACACAACUCUGCUACACUAUCUCUGCUCCAUUCUGAUAUCACCACCAUUGAUGCAGAUGACUUUAAAAAAGACCCACACACUGGACACAUGAAAAGACAAGGUGCACCAUGUCAUGGAAGCAGAAAUGAUCUACCUGACACACUAGAUGUUGCAGUAGGUGCUAGAGUCAUGCUUACCAGAAACAUUGAUGUGUCUCAAGGAUUGGUGAACGGAUCAUUUGCUACAGUAGGCCGUCUCAUAAGCUCUGAAAACAACGGUUCUGCUCUUGUCACUAUGCUUGGUCUCAGGAUGGAUGAUGAAACAGCUGGCAGGAGCUAUCGUACUAGAGGAGACAAUCUUGUGUACAUCGAGAGAUCUGAGGAGGCUCUGCAACAGAAAGGAGUGGUACGCAGACAGUUUCCUGUGAAACUUGCCUUUGCAUGCACGAUACACAAGGUUCAAGGUAUGACCAGAAAAUCAACUGUUGUCUCUCUGAAGCACAUUUUUGAGCCCGGCAUGGCCUAUGUAGCUAUCAGUCGAGUGACCUCCCUCAGCGGACUGUACAUGCUUGAUUUGGAUGAGAGUAAAAUCCAUGCUAACCCUGCAGUCACUGUAUCUUUGGAGACCAUGACGCAAGCUAACUUUGAUCACCUCAUGCCUUUUCUCCAGAUCCAGCAUUCUCUCAGCAGACAGGACACUGUGAGCAUCAUUCAUCACAACACCGAAGGAUUACCUGCUCAUGUGAAUGACAUCAAAAGCCAUCAUGAACUGUGUCUUGCAGAUGUUUUGUGUCUGACAGAAACUCACCUACAGGGCUCCUUUGUGGCAGACAGUCUCCAGUUUGAGGGCUACACCAUGUUCAAACGCAACAGACAUUUGUCCUACACUAACUUUCCACAGAUGGCCAGUAAAGGAGGUGGUGGAGUCGCUGUUUAUGUGAAAAACCACUUGCAGGUUGUGGAGAAACAGUACCUGAACAAUGUGACUGACCUUGAGUUUGUGGCUUUGAAGGUUGAAUCUCCUGUAAGUGCUCUGAUUGCAGCUGUGUACAGACCUCCAGACUACAGUGUGCCAUCAUUCCUGUCCAAUCUGGGAAGCCUUCUGGACUCACUUGAGAUCAUGGACUGUCAUCCUAUCAUUGUCUGUGGCGACUUCAAUGAGAAUCUCUUUUCUAAUGCAAGUAAGCCAAUUUUGGAUUUCUUUCAGUCCAAGGGAUAUGGUCAACUGAUCACUGCUGGAACAACGGACAAGAACACACUGCUGGACCUGAUUUUCAUCUCACGACCUCAGCUAUGUCUCUCCUUAGGUAUCGUGCAGACCUACUACAGUUACCACAACGCAACUUACUGUGUCAUUUCAUCCAACAGGUCAUAGAGGAAACUGCUCUGAAGGGAAAGACAAACUACAGAAGCUGUGGCUAAUGUUCUGCUCAUAUUUUCAGUACAGAUUGAAAUGUGUUUGGUGAUUGUGAAUUUUACUAGUGCAAAAAAUAUUUUUAUGGCUCAGAAUUUUUAGAAAGAAUAUAUUUUUCAGGUUGUAAAAUUUUCCAACUAUUCAAAUGUUAUAAAUGACAAUUUUUGGCCUGUGCAUUUAUCAAGUCCAGUCAAGUCAAGUUAAUCCAAUUAACUUGACUUGACUGGACAUAGGGAGGGUGGGUGCGGAUUGAUAAAUGCACAGGCCAAAACUCUCAGCUGCUGUGUACAAUAAUGUAUACAGCAGCAAAAAUUAAAAACCUCCAUCAGAAAGUGUGUGUUCCCUAAUGAACACACACUUUCUGAUGUUCUGUGACCUACCAGCUGAAACCCCCCUUUUCUCCACCCAACUUUACACCACUCUCUUAGCAUGGGUGGCUGUAAGUACACUAGAGCAAACCUAAGUUUCCUUUUCUUUGGGUAUGUUUUUAGUUUUAAUUUUUUAUUAUUAUUAUUAUUUUUUUUUUCAGUUGUCUCUGCCAUCUUUAACCUGACCCCCAUUAGCACUAUCCUGACUAGCUCACUGUAAACUGAAAAAAUUAUCAAACUGUCAACCAAAAGUAAACACAUCACCUGUAGGUACAGUAGAGUAAAUCUAAGUUUCCUUUUGUUUGGGUAUUUUUUUUUCUUCUUCAGUUGUCUCUGCCAUCUUUGACCUGACCAUUAGUGCUGUCCUGACUAGCUCACAUAUGAGCGGUAAAAAAUUAUCAAACUGUCAACCAGAAGUAAACACAUCACUUUGGACCACUCAAAGACACAGUCUACCUGCUGUUUAACCCAGUCUUUGGUCGGAGGUGAAGAAGAGAUGACAUCCUCCACACCAUCCCCCUGCUGCUCUCAACAACCAUCAUCGCUGUGCUGGACAGACUGCAGCACCCACCAGGACUGUUCUCUCAUGGACUACACAAACAUGUGUUUUACCUGCUCGUGCUCCAGAUGUCCUGAAGCAGCUCUCAAGGACCACCAGACACCAGGCUGAAGCAGAACUGAUGCUGUAGUACCUGUCACUCACUGGGCUCGUUCCUGCUGAACCUCCAAGAGAUAAACCCCUCUUCAAGAAAGUCUAAGGUAAUGUCUUGGUGAACUUGUGUUCAUUUAUUUAUUCUUAGUUAUCUUAGCUGCUGUAUUAAUGCUUGUGACGCUAUUGUACAGCUCUGCUGAUAUCAUUGUCUUUAACAGCAGUGUUUUCUCCCAGGUCUUCUUCAAGCCAGUUAAGAGAGGAAGAACAGCUUAGACACUCAGGCAGCUGAACACACCAAAGGUAGACAUCAUGCAGCCACCCUGAGCCUUGAGCCUCUCUGUGUGAGGAAGCUUUGCUGCUGCAGACCUGGUGAAGUGGUUUUGGACAGAAAUAUUUUUUGCUCUGCUGCAGUGCUGAAGGUAUUCAUUGUAAUGAUGUGUGUAUUUAUUCAACGUGUUUAGUUUCACAGAUUAUCAACACAAAUGUUUCUGUUUAUUUCCUGUUUUGAACCAGCUACAUUCUCCUACUUCAAGUCACUGUCUGUUCAUCCACGGUGUAGCCAGUGCAGCUCAGCAGAGUCCUACUAAUGGUGAUCCUUCAAGUCCUGCAGCCCUAUGAAGCAAGCUGCAGCAGAUGUCAACACAUUCAGAUCAUCAGUUUAUCUUUACUGCAGCUUUAAACUUUCCCCGAGGUAACGGUGUAUUUCCUUGCCCCAUAACAAAAACCAUGUUUGACCAACAUAGAAAAGCACAGAAUUACUGUUAGCACAGGAUUACAGAGUUAAAGUGAAGGGGAUUUUGUUUGUUUUUUUCAGACCUCUCCUCCUCCUGCCUCUGACUCCAGUGAUGCUGUCAACUCGAACACUGAUAACUGCACACGGCGAUCCUACAACCACAGGUCAAAGGUCAAAACAUUACCUCACUCUAAACCUUCACUCUGAACUGUACCAGGCUCUGCUUUUGGUUUUGAAAAAAGUGCCCAGACAGAACACAGUACUCACUUGAGGAACUGACUGAUUGUCUUCAGGACAGGACAACUAUUACUCUUUUAUUGUUUUGAAUCCUGUUUUCUACAUUAAGUGAUCGGUUGUCAAUAUCUGUUAAUAUUUUAAGUUUCCUUUAUGUUUCUUGGACUUUAUUUGUUCUAUUUUAUUUUAGUAUUUUCUUCCCCUUUUACUGUGUAUCUGUCCUUAUAUCAAAAGAUGACCAACACUUAUGAAGGGAAAAAAUACCAGUUACUUCAGUUGUUGCAGGCAGCUGAAUUUCUCGCUUUAAUAUGCUCACCAUAUCCCUCAAAUUUACCUACAAGAGAAGUCGUGUUUUAGAAAUAAAUGAUGUACUUUGGGUUUCAGCUGGUAGGUACACUGCAGGUUUUUCACGUGUGCUUAGUCUUGGGCUAAUAUUUUGGACAGCAGUGAUCCCAGCACUACAGUGUGAAACAAUCCCUGCUGAAGGUUGUCGUCACAAUCCUCAAACACAGGGCUUGGUUAAACGAGCUGUGUGAAGGGAUUUCAUAGAGGAACAAAGUUUUUAUGCUUAUCCUUAAAAUGUAAUUCUCCAUAAUAGAAAACUUUUUAAAAAGAAACUAUCAACGUGAAGACAACCCAGCAUUUCAGUAAGACAAGUAGUGUGAAUGUUUGGAUAAGUAAACACUGG